CUGCUUUGCUUUGCUUGUAAACGAGAGCCGUUCCCCUUCCUGCACCGAGUCAAGCUUGAUUAUCGUCUUUUUCUGCACAUUUAGACGCGUGUUUAGACGCUUUGACCAUUAAAUAGCCAAUAGGCGCAAAGUGUAAAGAAAUAGUCCCAGUCUGAGCAUAUAUUUCCUUCACGCUGCACGUUAGCCACCUGGCUGCUAAGCUAGCUGCAGACUAGUUUGGCUGUGAUGUCUGACUUCAGCUGCAGGAGCAUGUCGUCUGAACAGCUGGGGGUCCGAGGCGGCGCUGCAGGAAAAGCGGCGUCAUCUUCGGUGGUGACAGGAAACGGAAACUGGGAAAACGCAGGUGGGAUGGACCAGAUAACGGUGGUGAGAAUAGACGACAGCCACAUCGCCACGGAGCAGUGUCAGGUGGGGGGGAAGCAGAAAGACGAGGGGGCGGCGUAUUACGAGAUGGAGUACCAGCUGCCGACGGCGGAGGAGGCCAUGGCGGAGGACGAAGAGGAAGACGGCGUCUACGUCAUCGAGUAUUCAAACCCUGAAGAGGAAGGGGAGAGUUACCAGUUCACGAUGUCCGUGGAUCGGUCGCUUCCGCCCAAAAAGCCGAUUAUCAGACAUCCUGCGGAGAGCGAGGUCGAGGUGACGUCAAAGCCGUCCGUUCGACCGACGAGGCAAAGACCCGAGGUGAGGCCGAAGAGGAAGGCGACGAUGACGACGGAGGAGGAGGCGGAGGUUAAAAAGGAGGAGGAGGAGGCGGUGAGCUUUAACAGCAACAAGAGCGUGUUAGAGCUCGGCGAGGAGUACAGCGAGGUCAUGGGGUUGAACUCGGGCUCCGAUAAGAGACAGCUGAUCUGCGCGCAGUGCCCGCCGCCCGGCCGCUCCUUCAAGCGAGCGUCGGGCCUGGCGGUGCAUCUCAAACUGAUGCACAACAUGGAGGGCAAGAAGACGUUCUUCUGCACCUCCUGCCAGCAGACAGUCCGCACGCAGCUGGAGCUGGACGUCCACACGCGUCGCCAUGCCAACCAGGACGCCGUGUUCACCUGCUUCCUCUGCCCAGCCCAGUCUGACAGCAAGGAGGAGGAGCAGGAGGAAGGAGGAGGAGGAGGAGGGAAGGUGGGGUACAAAGGGUCGAGGUGGGGCCUGAGGAGACACCUGGAGGCGGAGCACCCGGGCGUCAUCCCCCGCUGCGACAUCUGCAACAAAGGCUUCAAGUCGCUGGUGUCGUACCUGUCGGAUCAGUUCAGGCAUGUCGGGGUUUCACCGUACUACUGCGCCAGGUGUAAGAUAUACGAGAUGACGGAGAGGGGUCUGAGCGUCCACCUAAAAAACCACGACAAGAAGCAGAAGAUGCUGGAGUCGGCGGAGAAGCAGCCGCUGACUCACGGUGUUUCAACCAGCGCGGACAACUCUGCCACGGACGACUCGGACUUCUAACUGAAGCUCAGCGACCUCUGACUGAACUGAUCUUUACAGAAGAACUCAGCUUUUAUCCAGCAGGAAAUCACUGCUUUUAUUUUCACAUUUGCAUUAAGAUGUUUUUUUCUUCAUUCUGACGUCAUGUGUAGAAAAACAGUUUUUUGGUAUCAAUGAGAAUCGAAGGAGAAUUUGAUGUUUUUGGUCACAACCUGGGUCUUAUUUUUGUCAUUUUUACUCUCAUGUCAGUUUGAUGUGUUUAACUUUUUCUCACCGGCUUCAUUUUAAAGGAAUAUUUUUGUAAAUAUUUUCUAGCUAAAGAUGGUUUUCACUGCUGCAUCUGUACAAUAAAAGGCCGCCCACACUAUGAACGAUAACGUCCUGUAAACACCUGCUGGUUCCAGCUGUGUCUGCAGGUAAUGAAAAUAGAUACUGAUGAGCUGUUACUGCUGUAUGUUAUACAGAGAAAUAAAAAGAUAGGUGAUGAUUCAGUGUGUUUAUCAGAAGUAUGUCAGACACUAGUUGCUGUGAUGUUUCAGUAUUUACAGUAUAAACACAGAUCUGAAGCCUUAAAGUUCCAUUAACUUUGUUUUUACUACAUUAUAAUAGAAAACAAAGCUCCAGCAUCUUUGUAUAAUAAACACGACAAACCUCUCUUAAAGUAAUUCUGCUCCAAUCUGUGCUGAGAGAGGAGCAAAGCCGCAUUAAAAUAAAUAAAUAUAGAUAAAUAAAGUCACAAUUAAGAUGAUAUUUGCAGGUUUUGAAGUUUUACUGUAAAUGUCAGGCUGCUGUAUGGUUUAUAGGAAGGAUUCUGAUUGGCUGUCAGGCUGCUAUGUGGUUUAUAGGAAGGAUUCUGAUUGGCUGUCGAUGUCGUUAUAGUUGUGUUGAUUCCUCCAUCCACUGCAGUUACAACCAUUUUUAAAACUAUAUAGUUAUACUUAUCGUUCUUGGUGUGGACGAGCCUUAAAUAUGAAGCUGGAGCUAGUUAGCUUAGCAUAAAGACUGGAAACAUAUGGAAACAGUUAGCCUGGGCCUGACCACUGGCUCCAGCUUCAUAUUUACUGAGAGGAGCAUCGAUCUUCUUAUCUAACUCCACCAGACAGUCAACAGGUUUAUUUCUCACAUGUCAACAAAUGUGCAGAAUGAGGUCGUUUUUCAUUUCUUUCAUUUUGACUCAUUUCACAAAUCCUAAACAGUUCCAGACUUUGUGACUCAUGUAUGAAUCAUGCAAAACUCACUUUAAAAAUAACUAUCAGAUAUUUAUUUGUGUGCAAAGGAGCCACUAAAAAAACAUACUCAGACUCAUUUAAUUAAAUCCAGUUUAACCAAAACACUUUAAAACCAGAAAAGUUCGAGUUCAACAUGUUGAUCAUGUAGUGGUUAGUUAAAAUAUUAAAAUAACUGGUUGAGAUGAAGCCAAAAACAAUGCUGCAAUCAUUAUUUUAAUUAUCAGUUAUCUUGUUGAUGAAACUUUUAGUCUAUGAACUGUUAGAAAAAGUGAAAAAUGACAAUUUCUUGUGAUGUUUUUUAAAUGUAGAGCUGCAACUAAAGAUUAUUUUCAUGAUCAAUAAGAUUAUUAUAUAUAGAAAAUGAUUAUUUUUCAGCAGAGAUAAACUUUUAAGAUAUUAAGUUUAUUGUCAUGUGUUACAGAGAAAAGCAUUUUAGAAGCUGAAACCAGCAGAUGUUUUGCCAUAGUGUUAAAAAAUGAGAGUAAAUUGAUCAUUUUAAUAGUUUAAUUUUCUAUUGAUUGACUUGUAAUAUCUUGUUUUUUGUACAACCAACAGUUUAAAACCCAAAGAAAUUUAGAUAGCAGAGUAUUUUUGCUGUUUUUGUUUGAAAAGUGACAGAAAUGAUGAAUUAUAUCUAUAAAUAUCAUCAUGUCAUCAUUAAACAUGUGACUGUAAAUGAGACCCAGGUUGUAGAAGUUUAAUAAUGUGUUAAACAUCCAGUCCUGACAGUGUUAGUGCUGUAUUUGUGUUAUCAGUGCAUGUGUGUGUA
Molecule: messenger RNA, 3408 nt
Organism: Scomber scombrus (Atlantic mackerel)
Lineage: Eukaryota; Metazoa; Chordata; Actinopteri; Scombriformes; Scombridae
Product: myoneurin
Exons: 2
Coding region: 226-1431 (401 amino acids)
Biological process (GO): regulation of transcription by RNA polymerase II
Molecular function (GO): DNA-binding transcription factor activity; RNA polymerase II cis-regulatory region sequence-specific DNA binding
Source: RefSeq, a predicted model, not a curated record